AUGGAUGAGCCGCCAGCAUCAACAUCAAACCCAGCAGCACCAACAGCAUCAAGCUCAGCUCACCAGCAGCAGCCGCAAGACUGCGAUCCAAGAAGAGCUCUCGUCCCCUCAAUUGAAUUCAGUGUCGAGUCCGGAGAUAUCGAUCCCUUCUCUCCAACCCCGCACGCCAGAGACGGAUUGCUCCCUUCGCGCACGGCAGGCCGCUCACAAUGCUCCGAUAGCUCUCCUCUUGCUCACCUUCGCACCCCAUCCACUCCACUGGGGAUUCCAACUCCCUUGUCUGUCAUAGGCGCGUCAGACUUGCAUCUUCCUUCUGGAUCGCCCCGUAUACUCGAGCCGGAACCGCUUUGGCAUCGCAGAGAUAGAACUUCACAGGUCGAUGAGCUUCGACAUGUCCCGAACCCUCCAAACACGCCAACCAAGCUAGCUUUAUCACCAUCUACCCUUCGUCACGCUCUUUCAACCUCCACGUCAGUUACUCUACCCGCAAUCAGAGCGGUGGAAGCAAUACAUUCUCUCCCUUCGCUCUCAACCAUCACAUCUGCGGUCCCUGAGAUGCAAAACACCUCCGACAUUGCCGGCACCCCGCAUCAGCGCGAAAGCAUGACUUCCAACGCGGUAGAAGACAAUACCUCAGCUGCAGCUCCUAUUGCUGCUCAGAGGUUGGUCCCUUCAGCAGCCGAGAACUUUUGCCCCGAUGCGCGUCAUAUUUUGUCCAGUAGCCCGGAGUCAAUAAAGUACUGGGAAGCCAUAUUGGACCGCUGCAAUACUAGCACUCGCAUAACUAAGCCUCACAUUGGGCAAAGAGACGUAUUUGUGGUAGGAAAUAUCACUAUUAAGAGUGAUCACCUCGAUCCUGGUGGAGGGAGUGGUUAUCAUCUGCUUGACGCAAACGAAGUCGCUGCAGUGAAGUUGGUCAAAGAUGCGAUCCCGGACAUCCAAGUACCACAAACCUACUUUAACUCAAAGAUUAGAGGCCACGAUAUUUUGAUACAAUCUCGCAUUCCGGGGCGGCCUCUCAGUGAAAUAUGGCCCUUGCUCACAACUCCGCAAAAGGAGAGCUUUAAAAGUCAAGCUCGUGACAUCAUCUUGAAGCUACGUCGAAUAACGCCUCUCACCUUAAAAUACCCCAGAUACUUUGUGGCUGGUUCAGAGAAGGAGAGUCAACGGAAAUUGUCCGCAGAAGAAGUCCAUAGCCUCUCACCCACUGACACUUGCGAGGACCUCGGUGUGGCCCAUAAUGAUAUGAUCAUGUCCAAUAUCACUGUGGAUAAUGAUAGAAUAGUCGGUCUUAUCGGGUGGUCGAAUGCUGGCUAUUUCAAUUGGAGAACUGUCAGCAGAAUCCACGCAAAGGUUAGAUGCGUAGACCCCAAGACCAACGCACCUAUUCCAGAGUAUCACGAACCAGAGGUUCCAUGGCACGACCUCUAUGAACAUACACAGGAAUCUAAGAGGACUGAAUUUGAUGAAACAGCUACUCCUAAAGUUUCCACGCCGACAACGGAACCAAAUCCGCUUCUACCAUCAGAAGAAGGUUCAUCACAAACGCCUGCUCUCACUCCCAGAAAAGUGGCAGACAUGAAACGAAGCUCCGUAUCACGGGCGUCCUCAGUUGACCGCUCAUCACCAGCUCCAUCACUGAAUUCUCAGCCAGUCACAAAGAAGAAAGGACCUAGCGCUGCUUCUAUCAAGAAGGGGACAGCCAAACGUACACCAGCGGCGAGCAAGAAGCGAAAAAUAAACGAGAUUGCUGACGUGGAGGAUGCAAAAUCUUCUCCCCUAGCUAAACCAUCAACUCAAAGAAAUAAGAAGCAGGAUUCUCAGUCAGCUGCCAGUUCACCUGCACCAGAACACAAAGCGCUGAAGAAGGCUCGUUUACGGCGUGGCAAGUUGAACACUGACGAUGACGAUGAGGAUAUAGAUGAAUCUGCUUUGUUUUGCAUCUGUCGUAAGCCAGAUAACCAUACCUGGAUGAUCGCGUGUGAUGGAGGCUGCGAGGAUUGGUUCCAUGGCAGAUGCAUGAAUAUUGAUCCAAAAGAUGCCGACUUGAUUGAUAAAUACAUCUGCCCAACUUGCGAAACAAAAAGCCCUCUACGUACAACUUGGAAGCCAAUGUGUCGCCUUCGCGAAUGUCGCCAGCCGGCCCGAGUUGAUGCAAAACCACCUAGCAAGUAUUGCUCUGAUGAGCAUGGGAUAGACUACAUGAAACAAGCAAUGUCUCGAGGCUCAAGGCAGCCCAGCUCCAGUGCUGAUGAACAGAGCAACAGAAGGUGCAAAAACGAGGCGAGCAGAGGUGGAAUACUCAAUCUGGGAGAACUCAAGUCUGUUGUUUCCAAGGUCGACUCAGCCGACCAAUUUCGAAAACUUGGUGCCAGCCCGCUAUCGGCUCAUCAGGAGGAAGUUCAAGCUCGACUUUCAGACGCCAUGGCUGCCCCCGGCCCGAACCAGAGCGAUUUAGAGACCAAAGAUGUAAGUUUCGAUUUCGAAGCGGAUAAAGUUGCAUUCUCCUCUAGCGAACGCCAACGACUCAACCAGCUUCGAAAGGAGAAAUUGAGACUUGACAAUCGUAAGGAGAUGCUUCAAGCCCGGGAUAACUUCAUCGUUAUUGCUAAGCAAAGAGUGAAACAUGCAUUUGACCGCCUUAAGGCCCAUGGCUCAGUUGGCAAUUUACAGCUCAAAGACAUUUGUGGCUUCGAUAACCGGUUCUCCCUCUCUGACGAAGAAUUCGAUGAAUGGCGGAAAUCCGAAAAGGGGGCUCUGUUGCUCGCUGAUUUUUCCGCUCAGGACAAUGCCGGAGAAGCCAGCCCUCAGUUGAAAAAGGCAGUCGAUACCGAAUCAAUUGAAGAGCUACUCCAGACUUUGUGCUUGAAAAAGCGUUGCGAGCGCCAUAAGCAAUGGACUAAAGUUAUGCAGCAAGAAGUGCUUUUUGAGCAAUCAAUUUUGAAGGAGCAGUCUGAUAAAUGUCACAAAGAUGCCGAGGAGUUGGUCAAGAAGGCCGUUCUCAGGAUGUUCAGCAGCGAGAACUAG
This is a messenger RNA of Trichophyton rubrum CBS 118892, 3027 nucleotides long. RefSeq lists its product as uncharacterized. Gene Ontology annotation, cellular component: Set1C/COMPASS complex. Lineage: Eukaryota; Fungi; Ascomycota; Eurotiomycetes; Onygenales; Arthrodermataceae. The coding region runs from base 1 to 3027 and encodes 1008 amino acids. Gene Ontology annotation, biological process: positive regulation of DNA-templated transcription. The record is from RefSeq and is a predicted model, not a curated record. The transcript has 2 exons.